AUGGAUUUUUGUAAACUGAUACGCGGGCGCCGAGACGCCUGCUGUAAAACGUCGAGCGAACACACAAAAAUAUUCUCCGCGGUGAACAACUUCUUUGCUGAUUCACCUUUGGUGAAUCAGUUGAAAGGCAUUAUGACUCGACAAACAAGUAACACGGAGCCGGGCCCGCCGGAUGAAACACGCGCUGACAGCAGAGGGACUCCUACUGUCAAUUUUGCCUUGAGCCCUUCUGAGAGUCAGAUAUCUGAGCGGUCCAUCACACCAACGCAGCGGCAGGUCACUUUCCUGAAGCCAGCUGUAAACAGCUCGCUUGAUAGAAAAGCAUCCAUAAUAGACGAGACAACUGGAAUAACUCGCACGCAAAUGAAAGAAUUUCGUGAAGCGUUCCGCCUCUUCGAUAAAGACGGAGAUGGGACCAUAACGAAGGAGGAACUGGGCCGCGUGAUGCGCAGUCUGGGUCAGUUCGCAAGAGUAGAAGAAUUGCAUGACAUGUUGCAAGAAGUUGAUAGCGAUGGUGACGGAAACGUCAGUUUUGAGGAAUUCGUCAAUAUCCUCUCCAAGUCCAUGUCAGGGGCGGGCGGAGGAACAAGUUCCGCUGAGCAGGAGGAGAGAGAACUGCGGGAUGCAUUCAGGGUGUUUGACAAACAUAACCGAGGGUAUAUUUGUGCAUCAGACCUUCGGGCUGUACUGCAGUGUCUUGGAGAAGAUCUCUCAGAAGAAGAGAUUGAAGACAUGAUAAAGGAGGUCGACUCUGAUGGUGACGGGCGUAUUGAUUUCUUGGAAUUUGUAAGAGCGCUGGGCGAACCUGAAGACGCUUGUGAUGAUGAAGAUGACGAGGAUCCUAAUGAAGGAGCGGAUUUACCUUUACCAAGACCAGUUGCUGCUAAUUAAUAAUAUUUUCAUAUUAUAUUUCGAUCUUAAGCUUGUGAUUAGAUGAAGUGAAAAUAUCUAAACACAACACCCUAUGCCAACGCUAGUUCUGACAUGGUGAUAGCAACAAUGCAGUUAAUGUUAUAACAUGUCAUUAAGAUAGCUUUCGUGAAUUUUUCCAUUUAAAAUUAUUAAUAUUCUAAUUAAAUAUCGAUAAAUUAUUCUUAAUAUUAACUUGUGAAAUUAUAGAUAUAAAAUACUUCAUUCAACUAUUUCAUUUUUCUUAUUGGGGUUGGGUGUCCAAUGCAGUAAUCAUCGAAGACCAGUUGUUUGAAAAGGUCAUUAGUAGGUAUUUGUAAUAUAGCUAAGGUGGUCAAUUUAGUAUAAUUAACCUUUUAUCGGUUAUUAGGCAUUUCAACUAUGUUUCCAACAUUGAAAUUUUUUUUAAACACUUUCGAAACCCGGUCACAGUUUCGAAAGAAUUCCUUCGUAUUCGUGGAAAACAUAAUAUUAUAUUUUUUGCUAACCGAAUAAUUCAAUUUUAAACAGAUUAAAAAAAUAAUUGAAAUUCAAUUUUCUCAAGAGUAAGCCUUAAAAGUUUUCGAUUUAAUAAUAGAAUAACGAUCCAGUCUUUAUGGAAAUUCUCUACCUAGGGAAAAAGAUGUUUUACAAAAAAAAAAAAAAAUCAACUGGAUAAUAGCGUUUAUGUUAUUACCCAUUUAAAAAAAUUACAUAUCACAGUCAUAAUUUUUUUAAAUAGUUGGUCAAAGAAAUUAUUUUUCCAAGUAAAUGAAUCGUAGCUGAUAUUGGAUUACAGUCAUUUUUAUUUCUUGUAAAUUAAAAAUUAUGAUAUCUAUCUACUUUGACAUGUCAUAUCAUAGGUUGGUGUGAUUUAUUUCGUUCGAAUUGAUUUGAUUUU
Messenger RNA from Melitaea cinxia (Glanville fritillary), 1789 nucleotides. RefSeq names its product calmodulin-like. The transcript is spliced from 8 exons. Gene Ontology annotation, molecular function: calcium ion binding; enzyme regulator activity. The coding region runs from base 1 to 891 and encodes 296 amino acids. The record is from RefSeq and is a predicted model, not a curated record. NCBI's taxonomy places the organism in Eukaryota, Metazoa, Arthropoda, Insecta, Lepidoptera, Nymphalidae.